AUGGCUCCCAACUUUCUUCGAUACGUUCUGAGCACCCUGACUGUUUCGGCAGAAGCAGGGUUUUCCCUCUCCACCAGCGAACUCUUAGGGCUAUUUCGAGCCCGUGAAUCCGCAGCAGCGGGUAUUUUUUCUAUAAACCCUAUCCUUGACCGUAACCUGAUCGACGGAAUGCCCUCGAAUGAUGGGCCUUGGAGGAAAUACUGGUUCUUUUUCCGAGUCAAUCCCCAUUAUGUUCAAGGUCUUUCUGGUCUUCUUCUCGCCAAUUGGUCAGCUAAACUUGGGAACCAAACGAUCCCCCGCCCAACUGUUGACAUCUUGUCCUUCUUUCGAAUUUUUUUCGAGGGUGAAACAAACUGGAAUUCCUUCACCCUCCAACGCAUUCAUAAAGUGGGGCUCGCCAUUAAAGACGGUCAGACUCACCCCCUCGAUCCUCCUCCCGAGGAUAAAGACGUCUCGAGCCUGAAUGCUCGAGAUAAAAGAAAGAUGCAGGCUGAAAUCAAGGCUCUUAAGGAUCAGCUAUCCGAAUUUGGGAGAAAGAAACGGAUAGCUGCAAUCUCCAGGGUUGGUAACUUCCACAUGAAGACCCUCUUGGUUGAUGAUGGUUCAUUAGAAACGCCCCUGUCGGCUGCGGUGGAUACUCAUGGAGCCGAGAUCCUUAAUGACCCUCCAGUUGCCACCGCAAUUUGCCCUUCCGAACCAGGGCGUGAGGGAGAAAUAACCUCCUCUCUUUGUGCAAAGAGGAAGGCUCCAGAUUCCGAUAAUCUAUCAAACGAGAGACUUAAAACCGUGAGAUUAAGUUCUCCGCCACGAGUCUCUAGCCCUCUACGUUCUGUUUCUCCCUCUUCAGAACCUUUAAACACUGAGCUCCCUCUUCCGGGAGACAGAGUAAUUUCAGAGGAAAUAGAUGAGCCGAGACCGGAGGCUCCCCUAUCUCAAGGACUGAGUGGUAGGACUCAAAAUCCUUUACCCGCUUCGAUUUCAGGCGGAGAAGAGAUUGGAGACAUCUUCCAAAGUUUCCAAACCAGAGAAGGGGCGUCCCUUCUUCCUUUUAGAUUAUGA
Arabidopsis lyrata subsp. lyrata is the source of this 1059-nucleotide messenger RNA. RefSeq lists its product as uncharacterized. The transcript has 3 exons. The record is from RefSeq and is a predicted model, not a curated record. The coding region runs from base 1 to 1059 and encodes 352 amino acids. NCBI's taxonomy places the organism in Eukaryota, Viridiplantae, Streptophyta, Magnoliopsida, Brassicales, Brassicaceae.